This is a messenger RNA of Spodoptera frugiperda (fall armyworm), 2863 nucleotides long. RefSeq lists its product as uncharacterized. The record is from RefSeq and is a predicted model, not a curated record. The coding region runs from base 450 to 1634 and encodes 394 amino acids. NCBI's taxonomy places the organism in Eukaryota, Metazoa, Arthropoda, Insecta, Lepidoptera, Noctuidae. The transcript has 7 exons.
CAGCGGCCAGUAUUGCGCGGACUGCGUGCGCGUGCGCGCGUUCCACUUUCAAAUUCAAAAUCACGUUCGAAACAGCCAGUGAUAUUGUAGUGUUUAAGUUUAGUGUUUUAUUUUUUUAAAUAAUAUUGUGUUAAACCUUUUUUGGUGGAACGGAAUUGGAGUUUCUAAUUGAAGAUCACCGCCUCUACUGAUUACUACAAGAAAACUGUCAUCUCAUACUUUUGAGAAGAUGUAGUUUUUCAACAUACUUACCUACAUAAAGAACUAUUUCACCCAGAAUCUUCGAAAGCCAUGCCAGCAUACAGACACAACAACAAAUUAUGAUCAGACAUCGAAACUUCUAGAGAAAACCGAAGUUUCUGCACAAGUAUGAGAAUUCUAGAACGCUCUAGAAGAAAUAGAAGGUGUAUAGGAAUGUGAUAAGGCUGUUAUAUAAGUAUUUGUCCAAGAUGUCGACGAGUAACGAGUUGAGUGACUUGGAGACGCCGAAGCUUCGCAUGAAGCCGGCAGUCAGUCGGAUAUUCUGCUGCAGUGUCACUGCUGCUUCUGGCUUCGUUGCGGCUUAUGCUUUGGUGGCAUACGCGAUCGCCUUGAUCUACGAGAUAGUGUGGGUGGUGGAGUCGCAGAGCGGGCUGCCGCUGGCGUCCGCGCUGCUGAUGGUCUGCUACUGCAUCGUCAUCGCCGCCACCGUCGUGCUGGUGCAUGGACUUAUUUCUAAGAACAACAGAUGCCUGCUGGCGUGGUUGAUAGCAGUCAUACUAGUUCUCAUACCGGAGUGUGCGCUAGUCUUCUACAUGUCUAUAAGUCAUUGGGGUCUACAAGGAGUGUACGGCGGCGCUGAGCUGGCGUGCUAUGUGGCUCGACUGCCGGCCAUCGUAUGUGGAGUCGUGCUAGUACAAUCAGCGUAUGCACUUAGGGAAGCUAGGAAAGCCGGUUACAGUGCAGGCGGCGCGGUCAGCGGGAGUGAGUUCGACGCGAGCCACUUCGUGCCAGACGCGCCUAAUGCUUUCACCAAUGACGGCUUCCUGCAAGACAACGGUAAUGCGGAUCUAAAUUGCAGCAUAGAUUAUGGUAAAUCUGGCUCAAUGCCAGAUCUCCGUCGUCACCUGGCGAGCCGUCAGUCGAUGAACCUCGGCUACCCACCGCACAUGUUACCACAGCCCCCACCGGCGUACUGGCAGCACCUUGCAGACAGACAAUACGCUGCCAGCCUCCGGGGCUACCCCAAAUCCUACCAAGCCCCACAAAUAUACGGAACAUGGGUUGGACCCAGGUCGGGUCCCUAUGACAACCCCUACAAACGAAGACAUUCCAUAGUUGGAGCUUUCCAAACAGACGAAUACCCACCAAAAGGCUACGAUUACGAAGACAGAAUGGAUUGUAAGAGUGAAAUAGCUUACCCAUAUUACCGGUCUUACCCCUACGAUCCGAGGGCUUACCCACCGGAUUAUGAUCCGAGAUUUUACCCCGAAUACAAAAGGGAGGAUGCGGCGUACGGUGUCAAUUUGCUAAGACAUGAACCGUAUCAUUUUAGCGGGUCAAGAGAGAGAGUGUUCUAUAGUAUGAGGAAUAGCCACACAUCUGUAGGUAACGAGUCGGAUGAUCUGACUAAAUAUAAGGAUGUUGCUUUGUAAAAAUGUAUUUUUGUUACAUAGAUCUACAUGAAUAUGGAAAUUAUUUUAUACUACUAAGUAUUAACGUCGAUCUCGACUAUUGAACGUGGCAAUUGAGAAGAGAAUAAGUUACAAGAAAACUCCUUGAAAUUGAGUCAUCCAUUCAAGAAUUACGAGGCCAUAGGCAGAGAGACUUUAGCAUCAAACUUAUAGCUUCCCUUUUUUGCGUUUGGAGUUAAAAAUUAAACCUUGGCGUACUUUACAAGAGCCACCACAGAAUGAUAUUGAGCAAAAUCAGUCCUUUGAAUAAAAAUGUGGAUUAUUGAGGAUCCUGGGUACAUUGACAGGGUGUGGCUGUACAUAGUGUACAAUUGUACAUGCCUAAUUAUAGAAGUUUUGUAUAGACUCUAAAAUAAGCUCAGAGUUUAGCGCAGUAACACCGUGUUAAUUCUAAACCAUCGUGAGAUUUUCUCUAUAGAAAUUGUUAUUAACCGAAUUUGUAUGUUUUUGAAGAAAUGCAAAAGAUUAAUAGAAAUAGGAUUAAGAUAAGUAAGCAGUAAGAGAUGAUGUAUGUAGGGACACUUUCACUAUUGCUGAUUAAGUUUCUGUAGGCUUAAUAUUGACGCAUAUUAAAUAGAAGAUUACUGCGAUAGAUACCUACCAGAGACGUAUUAUCCCUAAGGCAAGUGCUUAGGGCGCCAAGGAGGCGCCGUGUCGUCGCGAGACGCGCGUACUUAUAGAAUGACGGCGGCGCCAAGAAAUAUUAGGGGCGCCUAUGAGGUGCUUCCUUAGGGCGCUGUCUGUUUAAAUCCGCCUCUGGUUCUGAUACAUACGUUAAAUUAUCUGUCAAUUAUAGGCACUAUGUAAUAGAAUCUUAGUCAGAUAUUGUGAAAGAGGUCACCCUUAACCCUUCGUGUGCCGGAACGCGGAUCCACACGAGACACAAUGUGUUUUCUAUUGUUGUCUUAUAUACGGCAUACGAGAGGUUAAACUUGUAGGUACUUAGUUACUUAAUAAGAAAUUAUUUUUAUAAAAUGUUACAUUAAAAAUGAAUUAUUGUACCUACUUAAGUAGAUGUCUCUAGUUAAGUUAGUACUACUUUAUAGCUAGUUAAGUUACCUAAUUAACCAAAGGUAUUAUACAGUUUGUUUUAAGUAGAUAUAACUGUAACUUUAAGUGUGUAAACCAAGAUGAAAUCAGUCACUACAUUUUAUAAAAAAUUCAAUCAAUAAAUGGAAUUUGUAUGAAAA